AUGGGUCACAGCCAGGUUGAUAUUAAUAAAGUAAUUGGCUUAUGGAAUAAGCCUAAAAAGAUACUACCGUCAUCAACAUCAUUAUCAUCACCGUUGGUUGUCUCGAAAAAAAAACGAAAAGCUGAAGAUAUAGUGGAAUCUUCGCCAAAGAAGAGACAAUGCACAAUCACAAAUACAAAUUUCUUUUUUCCUGGAGUAAAUGUACCUUUGCGAGCAGACGAAUCUUUAGAUAUUCUCGAGAUGCUAAAGUUGGCCGUGUGUACUUUUGAUCAGAAUGCAAUUACACUUGGCUCGACUCGUUCUUAUAAAAGUUCGAAUUAUUUGCGAGUUGAAACUAAGUGCAAUGAAAAAGUCCAAAAGAGAGUCUGUGAAGAUGGAGACUGGCACCAUCUUUAUUCCGAUCUGACAAUAAAAAAGAGUGCUGACCUCAACCCUGUAGCUUUAUUAGAACUUAUAGCAACAGGAUUUAUUCUGAAGUUAAAGAACCAUUUUGAACAAAUUUUUAAAUAUGCCGAUCAACUUUAUCCUCAGGAAAUUUGGGUUAUACAUUUUUCUCGGAAGGAUUCUAUUGUGUUGGAUCCAUAUUGGCCUUCUGAUGAGCUGCAGGAAAGAGGAUUAAAUGUUGUGCAUUGUUGGAACGAUAAAGAAUUUAAGAAUGUUCGUAGGAGUUCCUGA
Molecule: messenger RNA, 675 nt
Organism: Cetraspora pellucida
Lineage: Eukaryota; Fungi; Glomeromycota; Glomeromycetes; Diversisporales; Gigasporaceae
Source: the annotation of a GenBank genome assembly